Messenger RNA from Oldenlandia corymbosa var. corymbosa, 1157 nucleotides. Lineage: Eukaryota; Viridiplantae; Streptophyta; Magnoliopsida; Gentianales; Rubiaceae. The record is from the annotation of a GenBank genome assembly.
CUCCCUCAGCAGACUCAGUUGUCACGUCUCUGAUCAUUACGAUGCCCGGAACUAAACAAUUUUGCCCCCACUAAAAACCACCGGCCCCCAAUUUCAAUUUUCAUGAAUCAAACCAUUCCUACCAGUAUUAUAUAAAGAAGGCCUAAAUAUGGUUUGAGGGGAUUCAGAAAUCAAAAGCCCUUCAUCAAUCUUCAAGCAGUUAGCCGGAGAAUGAAGAUGGUGACGGCGGCGGGGGCAGAGGAGAAGAAGAAAUCACAAGGCGAAUUACAAGCAGUGUGGUUUGCAGCUGGAACAGCUGCAUUCAUGGCUUGUUUAGAAAGGGCUAUUUUAGUAUCAUUCAUAGAGCAAUGGAGGGUUGUGGUUUUCCUUGCUCUGAAUUUACUACUUUUGGGUAUUCUCUUCACUUCUCCUCCAUCUUCUCCUCCUCCCACCUCAACAGAGGAUUUAGAAUUCGAUGUAAUAGAACCACCCACUGAUAAUCAUCCAGAUUGUCAGGAGAAAAGGGUUGAUUUGAUUGAGAAUGAGGAGAUGAUAAAGAAGAUGAAACAAUUUUGUAGCAGAAAAGAUGAACAGCCGGAAGAAGUUGAGAUUGGAGUUGACAAUGGCAGCCAUUGUGCCCGUCCGAAAGGAGUUGUAGUGAAGAGCAGAGUUAAUCGGAAAAGGGAAAUUAGUCAUCGGAAUGUGGUCAGGGUUUCAGAUUCCAAAGCUCAUGAGCUUUCCAAGGAGGAAUUCAAUCAGAAAGUGGAGGCGUUCAUUGCGACUUUCAGGCAACAUUUGGUUUCUGAUGCAAUGGGUACCAAAAGCUGCCGGCUUCAUUCCUCGCCGGCCGGGAACUUUAAUCGUCAGUAUCCCGGAAUUGCUAUGCGUUUCUGAACAAAAAAAUACUUCUUCCCGGUGAAAAAUGGCGGUCAAGCUGUUCUUCCAUAAGGAAUUUUCAAUCGCCAGUUUAGCCAUAUAGAUUGUAGAUCUGAUUAUUUUUUAUCUAAAAAUCCACCGGAAUGUUUUUUGAGAGGAUUUAUUCAUCGCAUUAUAGGAAUUUUAUUAGCAUAUUAUUAAUGUUACUAACGAUUUACUGUAUUGUUUUUUUCGGUAUAUGUUACUUUGCUUGAUUGCCUUCAAGCUCCUGAUUUUGCCUAUUGGACUUUGGAGGAAAUUUU